This is a messenger RNA of Cavia porcellus (domestic guinea pig), 2509 nucleotides long. RefSeq names its product small VCP interacting protein (gene Svip). Gene Ontology annotation, biological process: negative regulation of retrograde protein transport, ER to cytosol; positive regulation of autophagy; negative regulation of VCP-NPL4-UFD1 AAA ATPase complex assembly. Lineage: Eukaryota; Metazoa; Chordata; Mammalia; Rodentia; Caviidae. The coding region runs from base 122 to 355 and encodes 77 amino acids. The transcript is spliced from 4 exons. The record is from RefSeq and is a predicted model, not a curated record. Gene Ontology annotation, cellular component: endoplasmic reticulum membrane.
GGCUUCGGCGACCUGCGACGCGCGACGUGCGGCUGGAGUCGGCUACGAGGACGUCGGCGUGGGCUCAGUUGUGGCGCUGCGGCUGCGGCUCCUGCUCGGGGCGCGCGGCGGCGUCGUGCGGAUGGGGCUGUGCUUCCCUUGCCCCGGGGAGGCCGCGCCGCCGUCGCCGAGCCCGGAAGAGAAAAGAGCAAAACUUGCAGAGGCUGCAGAGAGAAGACAGAAGGAGGCUGCAUCUCGGGGGAUUUUAGAUGUUCGAUCUGUGGAAGAAAAGAGAAAGAAAAAGGAAAAACUAGAAAAACAGAUUGCUACGUCUGGGCCUCCCCCAGCAGGUGGCCUUAGAUGGACAGUUUCAUAAAGCAUGACAUGAAUGGAAGAGGCCACUGCCAGUCAUUGCCCAGCAUCUGCAAUCAAGUGGACAUCUUCUGUUUAGUUUCUCCUCCCUGGAUACACGAGUACACUUCUGUAACGUUAGUGCCCUCCAUUGCAGUACUAAAUCUAUGCCAAUAUUGGGAAAAAGGUUGAUUUUCAGACUUCGAAAAUGACCAGAUAGUUUAUUAAAUUCUCUUGUUUCUGCACUUUGCUGCAGGAAGUGAUUUAACAUUCUUUCAUAGUUAAAAUACCGAUCUAAAUAGCAUAUACAAAUGGUAUAUAAAAAUCUUGCAUACACUUCUAUUACCAAAAUUGCAAAUAAAUUCUCCUCCUUUAAAAUAUAUUAGCUAUUUAUAGGUGUACAUAGCCUUUUGUUUGACUUUUUUUCACCUAUGUAUGAAGACUUUUGCUUAAAGACUUAGUGCCUUUAAACUGAUCAUCAGGGAAAAUCUUAAAAAUUCAUUUGAAGGGCUUAUCUGAAGGAACACUAAACUUUUAUAACUUACUGGGUAAUAUUUGUAAAGCAAGUAUUGAAUUUCUCCUAAUUUGUUGUCUGUUUUUUUAUACCUUAUAAAAUUAACAUACUAUGUAUUACAAUACAAUAAAGGCUUUCUUUGUUGCAUUUAAAAUUACACAUAGGUGGACACCAUCAGAGGGCAUUGAUAUGCUAUUGUACAGUAACACAUUCGGCUCUCUAAAUAUCUGUGUGAUAAUUAAAUUAAUCUAAGAAUUUGGGUGAGUUACAGUGAGUGGUAAUAUAUUUGUCUAAAUUGCAUAAGCAUUUUUCUUUUUAUAUUUAUUAAAGAAUAGUUAUUAGAUUGGUACAGGCGUGAAAAUGCCAAAGCAAGUAUGAACAUCUGAAAGAUGUAGGGACUGUAUUUUAAAACAUAAUAAUAUUAGGAGGUAAUUCUAUAAGAUACAUAGACAUUUUAGAUUUUUAUCACAAAGUAUAUGCAUUUCAUGUAACAUUUACACUUUUGGUUUUUCCUUUUACUGUAUAAUGUGUUAAAAUAGAAGCACUGGUAUUAACUGUCAGAGAUUAUACUUCUUUGAAUGGCAAGGCCACAUAUGUGAGCCCUGAAUUAAAACUGCAGACACUAGAUGCCAACAGGAAUUAAAUUAAAAAGAGUAGCUCACAUAAUUUACAAAGAAAAACUGAGCCACUGUUCUCUCUCAACUCUCCCACGAAGGCUGUGUUAUAUUGCAAUGUACUGCACAUAUUUAUUUUAAAGCUGAACUAUAAUACAAGUCCCUCAGCUCUGUGUGUAUUAUAAAUUAUUUUUUCUACUGUGGUAUGAAGUACUCAGUGAUUAAGCAAAACAUAAAAUGAGUGUCCUUCAUUCUUUAGAGGAUCCGUGAUAUUUUUCAUAAAAGACUGUGAAAUCAUUGAGCUGCACUUUAUAGAUAAUUUUUUUUUUUUACUUUAUUAAGACGAUUAAAUUUCUUAAGAGAAGGAACAAGGAGAAGUAGUAGUUCUAAGGACCUAGAACCAGACCAUCCCUUCCUUGAAUUGUGCCCUCUGUGUCACGACAGCAAGAAUGACUAUUCCUUUACUGCAUCUUAAGGAGUUAGGAUGUGGAUUGUAUGCACAGGGAUAACGUCCUCUCUGACCACAGCUUAUAUCCCAGUAGCGUACUGCUGGAAUAUGAAUGCUUGGCACUCCUUGCUUUCUGGGAGAAGUGGGCUCCACGGCUCCCACUGAUCGUGGCAGCUUCCGUGGUCUGAGCAGCUUCAGAGCCACACAUGCUGCAGGCACUAAUCCACGGGUGACACGCACAUCUCAGCGGCAUUGUUAGGAAGGAGAUGGGCAAGGAUUUUGAAAACGAUGCUUGAGGAAGAAACAGUGAUCACUAAAACAAAAUGCAUGCACGUACAGAUACUUUCCUCAUAAAGUUAUGCAUUGGUAUGAAAACCUACAUUGGAGUGGAGUCCUCCAAUUAAGACUUUAAAUAAGAGAAGACCAUAAUGUUUGAUACCUCCCCCAGCUUCUCUGUCCAGAUUACUAAAACACCCAGCACAGCAAGAUGUGUAUAUGUUAACUGUGUUAAAAUACCAAUAUUAAACCUCAUCUUCAUUCUCAGCAUUAAACUAUUGCUAUGGCUGAUAAUAAAAAGCUGUUACACAGCUGCUUUGUGACACA